Messenger RNA from Melanotaenia boesemani (Boeseman's rainbowfish), 6004 nucleotides. It is a transcript of the gene itga5, whose product is annotated as integrin, alpha 5 (fibronectin receptor, alpha polypeptide). Gene Ontology annotation, cellular component: integrin complex; external side of plasma membrane. The coding region runs from base 185 to 3364 and encodes 1059 amino acids. Gene Ontology annotation, biological process: angiogenesis; cell-matrix adhesion; cell-cell adhesion. The record is from RefSeq and is a predicted model, not a curated record. The transcript has 30 exons. Gene Ontology annotation, molecular function: integrin binding. NCBI's taxonomy places the organism in Eukaryota, Metazoa, Chordata, Actinopteri, Atheriniformes, Melanotaeniidae.
GACGCUGCGGAGCUGACGCUGACGGCGCAUUAAUGAGAUACUGGCUGGUCAGAGUUACAGAGAUGCAGUUUUAGUUAUAUCCCUUCUCUGUUCUCCAGGAUCAAUCAGCGGACUAAAAAGCUUAGAAACGUGGACAGUUUUGCAAAACGAACUUUAGUGGAUAUUUUUUUUUCUUUUUUAAAGAAUGGGGUUGGAACCAUUUCGCACAACAGCGCCGGGGACUGUAGCCUUUUUCACCCGCUCAUUCCUUUGUAUGAUCGGGCUCAUAAUCAUUUUUUCUCAGCCUGUUUGCGAGGCGUUCAAUCUGGACGUGGAGAACCCAGCUGUUUACAGCGGACCUAAAGGGAGCUACUUCGGAUAUGCAGUUGACUUUUACUUGUCUGAAUCUGCCAGAGCGAGUGUGGUGAUUGGAGCCCCCAAGGCCAGCACAAGACAGGUCAACGUUAUGGAGGGAGGCUCUGUGUUCUACUGUCCAUGGAGCCUCAGCCAAACAGACUGUCACACCAUUGAAUUUGAUACAGAAGGGGAUCGCACUGUCAUGAUCAAUGACACAGAACACCAGAUUGAUUUCAAGUCCCACCAAUGGUUUGGCGCCACAGUGCGUUCCCACGGUGACACAAUUCUGGCCUGCGCUCCACUGUACUCCUGGCGGACUGAGAAGGAUAUCCCUCACUCUGAUGCUACAGGGACCUGUUACCUCUCAGUCCAGAAUUUCACUAAAUUUGUGGAGUAUGCUCCCUGUCGGACAGAGAUAAGUGAUAGAGAGGGACAAGGUUAUUGUCAGGGAGGAUUCAGUGCUGACUUCACUGUGGAUGGUAAAGUGGUAUUGGGUGGGCCAGGAAGUUACUUUUGGCAAGGUCAAGUGAUCUCUGCAGCUAAGGAAGACAUUAUCCAAGCUUAUUAUCCAGGCUACUUUAUGCAAGCUGUGCAGGGUCAAAUCCAGACUAAACAGGUCACGGCUACACGUGAUGACAGCUACCAAGGCUACUCUGUUGCUGUCGGGGAAUUCAGUGGUGAUCAGGUGGAAGAUUUUGUAGCUGGUGUUCCAAAAGGACUCAUGCUUUAUGGCUUGGUGUCCAUUUUGAACGGUACAGAUAUGACGACCAUGUUUAAUUUCACUGGUGAGCAGAUGGGAUCAUAUUUUGGCUAUGCAUUGGCAACAACUGACAUCAACAGUGAUGGGAUGGUUGAUCUGCUGGUGGGAGCUCCUAUGUUCAUGGUCCGAGACUCUGAUGGUCGUCUGGAGGAGAUGGGCCGUGUCUAUGUUUAUCUACAGCUCGGCCCCUUAAACCUGGAGCUCCGCCAGCCUCACCUGACGGGCACUGAGGUGUUUGGUAGAUUUGGCAGCACAAUUGCACCACUUGGAGACUUGAACCAGGAUGGUUUCAAUGACGUGGCUAUAAGCUGUCCGUUUGGAGGGGACGACCGGCAGGGACUGGUCUACAUCUAUAAUGGAUACUCAGAAGGUCUCAGGGAAAAGCCGUCUCAGGUGAUCAUGGGUCAGUGGGCUGCAGGUGCUAUUCCUGCCAGCUUUGGGUUUGCCCUCAGAGGUGCUAUGGAUCUGGACAUGAACGGAUACCCAGAUCUCAUUGUUGGAGCAUUUGGUGUCAAUAAGGCUGUUCUCUAUAGAUCCCGUCCAAUCGUCAACACCAGUGCCUCUCUGACAGUUUACCCCACCAUGAUCAACCCUGAAGAGAAGAACUGUAUAGUCACCAAUGGAAACUCCAGCAUUCAUGUUUCCUGUGUCAACCUGAGUUUCUGCAUAUCUGCUGAAGGGAAGCACCUACCAAGCAACCUUGAUUUCCAGGUGGAGGUACAGCUCGACAGUCAAAAGCACAAGCAGAAGGGUGCAGUGAAGAGGGCUCUGUUUUUGGAUUCCCAACAACCUUUGCUCCGGAGGAGUGUGAAGGUUCGCCAUGGCGAGCGUUUGUGCGACCACAAAAAGAUCUACCUAAGAGACGAGAAAGACUUCAGAGACAAACUCUCCCCUAUUUUUGUGGCCUUUAACUUCAGCUUGGAUCCAAAAGCUGCUGCUGACUCCCACGGCUUGCGGCCCAUCCUCAACUAUCAGACCGCCAACGUGAUUGAGCAGAAGACUCAGAUUCUGUUGGACUGUGGAGAGGACAACAUCUGUGUACCUGACUUGAAGCUGGAAGUGAAAGGUGACAGGAGGGAAGUCUAUCUUGGUGAUGACAACUCGCUGACCUUGACUUUUAACGCCAGGAAUGAGGGUGAGGGAGGAGCGUACGAGGCAGAGCUGUAUGUGUUACUGCCCCCUGAAGCAGACUACAGCGGUAUUGCCCGAAAUAAUGAGAGCUUAACUCAGCUGACCUGCAGUUAUGAGACGGAGAACCAGACCCGGUACCUCAGCUGUGAUUUGGGCAACCCGAUGAAGGCUGGUACCAAUCUUUGGGCAGGUCUGCGCUUCACAGUGCCAAGACUGAAGGACACACACCAAACUGUCCAGUUUGAGGUGCAGAUUCGCAGUAAAAAUGAGAACAAUUCCCACAGCGAAGUUGUGCCGUACAAGCUGGAGGUGGUUGUUCAGGCCGAUGUCAUCCUGCAGGGUGUGUCCCGACCAGAUAAGGUCUUCUUUCCACCAGCCAACUGGAAAGUGCCCAAAAACUAUGGGGUGGAGCAGGACGUUGGGCCUGCAGUGAAACAUAUUUAUGAGCUUGUGAACAACGGCCCCAGUCGGAUCAGCCACACCGUACUGAAGCUGCACUGCCCUCUCCGUGUCCAUCCUCACACUAUCCUUUACCCUCUGGAAUUCUCUACGGAGGGCCCCAUCAACUGCACCUCAGACCAAAAAAUGAACCACCUUAAUCUCAAACUCCAGCGCACAUCCACUGAAUCUCCUAUUCUGGCACUGAAGGCCCAUGAGCAUCAUGUUGAGAGGAGAGAUGUCCACAAGAACCAACUGGCUCAUCUGACAAACCUGUCUUGCUCUAAUGUGGAGUGCUGGACGCUCCAGUGCAAUGUGGGUCUGCUGGAGAAGGGAACUACCGCUAUCCUCGAGGUGCGCUCCCGCAUCUGGGCCGAGACCUUCACUGAGAGAGCUUAUAAGCAGUAUGUGCUGGAGUGUCUGGCUACAUACAAUGUGAAGAAGAUGCCAUAUGCGAUACCACCCAAAGUUUUACCCAGUGGACACAAAAAGGUGGUGACCCCAUUGGUCUGGAACAAGCCAGACAUCCAGAACUCAGUUCCGCUGUGGAUCAUCAUCCUGGCUAUUCUGGCUGGUUUACUGCUCCUGGCGCUCCUUAUCUAUGUCCUCUACAGGCUCGGCUUCUUCAAGCGAUCUUUACCUUACGGCACCGCCAUGGAGAAAGCGCAACUCAAACCGCAGGCUGCCUCUGAGGCCUAACUGGCCAGCAGAGCUUCCAGAACCAAAAUAUCUGGCCAUAUGAUUGCAAUGAUUAAACAAGAUGGAUCAUGUUGUGGAUCAAAAAAAGAGGGGAAGAAUUGCGUGGAAGAGAGACUACUGGAACUCCACUGUGCUGCACUAGAGGAAGAAGAAAAAGAAAAAGAAAAAAAAAAACACAAAAAAACACAAAAACAAAACAAAUAUCUCCAAGCCAAAUGAAUGUGUUUUGUUUGUAAAUUCUUUAAUUUAUGUUUUUUCUAUCAGGUUGGGAUUGUUGUCAAAUAGAACUUAUCUCAGUGCCUAAAGGCUAAUAUUGGACUGUACAAUAGAAGUGACUGCAUUGCAGCUACCUUCAGCUUUGUGCAUGCAGCACCAUGUUUGGUUUACUUUUGUGGACUCUUGUGAUGAAUAAUACCCAUUUAGCUGCCUUAUAUUGGUGCUAGUGAUCGGAUGUGUUUGCUGCCUCUGACAGGAUUUGGCCACUCAUUGCUUGUGGCCUCCGGGAGCUGUGUACUGAUGAGGCCUAAAAAGUCUGUCAUCUCCUGAACAUAGAAGAUUGGCUAAUGGUUUUCAGGUGGAACUUUAGCUGGCUAACAGCAGCAUUGCAUUGCAGAUAUGAAUAAUUGUCAAAUCUUUUUUUAAUAACACAGCUUUGUUUCUCACAAGAUUUUAAACCUCAAGGUGUUUCCCUGAUUCUGACCCAUUGUAUGCUGGGAUGUGCUCAGCCACCCCGCAGCCCCGAGCAGGAAAAGCGGGUAUUGAAAAUGCAAAGAUGGAUGUUUUUUAGUUGAUGAUGAAAUGGUCACUUUCUGCCUCAGGUUGGUGGACAGUGUUUUUGCACUCAAAGGAAAUCUACUGAUAUUACUCCAAAGAUACCAAAGACUAACUGACUGACCUUCCUUUGAGUUCUGAAUUUGACUCCUACUGAUCACUUUGUUCAAGUCCUGUAUGUUUGUGCUCAGAGUUACCACUGCUGGCAUCGUCAGUGUAGCUGUCUGUCUAUAGUCGACUGGGAUGGGACUGGAACCACCACAGACCUGUGAAACCUCAUAUUAGGCCUGAAGCAGCGUGGUGCUUCUGUCUCCUCGAGAAAACGUUGCUGUCUUUACUCCUGCUUGUUUGGGGUUGAGCUCAUUCAGGACAAAGACCACAUGCAAGCAAGUGAUGCUUUAGGGGAAGCCACAGAGUUAACGAGCAUGGCAUAACGACGUCUUUAACGGAGACAUGACAAUCAGCAGUGAUGUAGCCUUUAUGGAAGGUUGAAGACCGAUGGAUUUGAUUUUCAGCUUACGGCUGUGUGAUGUUGACUGAAAUACUGUAUUAUUAAUUUUCUUGUGAGUAAAAUGAAUGAGAAGUGGCUGACGUCACCCAACAACCAAAAGGUUACAGGGACUGAACAUUUAAAUGCUUUGUGUUGAUUUCCUUUGUCAUGUACAUAGGUUUAAUGUGCCUUAAAUGUAAAUACAUGUCUGUGGGUCAGAUGUAAGGGUUGCAUGUGUGUGCAUGUAUGCAUGUGUGACUACAUGCGUACAUGAACUUGUGUGAAUGCUAUAUUUAAGGAAGUUUCUUUUGUACAUGUGUGUGGUUAUUGUCUUUCCCAUUGCCUAGUCCUUUGUAGCUUGAGAUAACUGAGGUCAAACAGUUCUUCAUUACUAUUGAACAUGAUAGCAUAAAUACCUCAAACAAAGGGAUAACCACUAGGCACUGGGAGCUACACGUUGUUUGGAAGUGCAAUAUUUAUAUUCACUCUUUUUAAUAUAACAAUGCUUGCUUUUGUUUUCUGUUUAUUCGUGAUUAAGUCGUGAUGAAUCAGAAGUUUGUGUGUCAAAGAUGUGAUGAGCAUGAAGAUGAAAUUCUUAGUGGGUUUUGGGGUUUUUACGUUAUCUCUCAUUCUCACUACCUGCAGAGUGAAACUUUUUUUGUUUUCCACUUUUUUUCCCCACUUCAGUUGUACUCACCUUUUCACUGGAUGUCUCUGAACUACCUUCAUUAUUGCAUCGGGUUUUAUAGCACAGGCUGACACAGAAACACAGCCACCAGAGCAUGUCUGAGUUGAGCUUGGAGAUGCUUACAUAGUUUAAUAAUUUAUGUGCUCUGCUGCCACAGCUGUCCAAACACAAGCCUUACAUUAAACAUAUGUAAUACUAUUUUCCCCCUUUUUCAUUCAGUCUUCACUCUUUUAAUACAUCCCCUUUGACUGUAGAGUGAUUUACCUUCACAUGGUCUACAAAAUCCCCAUUUGGUUAUAAACUUAUACCUUGUAUCACACACACACACACACACACACACACUCUUUAUAUAUAUGAAAAUUCCUUACUGGUGAUGGUAAAUCAUUAUUUAUAAUGACAAGCUCAUUUUACUACUUCCUUCAUGGUCACACCAGGAGAAGGCACUGUUUUCUUUGUGUUUUGAUAUGUCUUAGCCCACUUUCACUCUCCAGGACUUUUAAAAAGAUGAUGUACAUAUUUAUGAGAAGGAGAGAAUUUUGAUUUUAACUGAUAACUGAUUUGUUGUGAAAUUUCUCACCCCAUAUUGGGGAGACCUUUUGUAGUGGGUGAAAAGUGGCUCUUUAAAUGCCAGUUUUUUUUUUUUUUUACCUGUUACGGUUUCUACCUUAAAUAAAAUAUUUCCAUUUUUACA